AGGUUGCGCCGUGAACAAGGGUCCUCUCCUGCUGACUGACACACGUGUGUGUAUGUGGUCAACAUGGCCGAUUUACAGAUGAAGCUUCUCCGGAAGAAAAUACAGAAAAGAAAUGAAAAAAACAAAGAGCGCAAGUUACUCAAGAAGCACACAUUGGACGAAGAGUCUGUAAGGUCAGAAGGAGUGGAGGAGAAAUGCACUCAAGAAGCAUGUGAAGCUGAGACUAAACUCGUCCAGGAACAGCAGAAGCAGGAAGAUGAGCCAGUUGACGUUCCUGCAUCUGCCCAGGGAAACUCUGUAAAGCAAAAGAAGAAAAAGAAAAGAAAGGCGCCUCUCACGGCUGAAUCACCGGCUGAGAAAAAGGUCAAAAGUAUGCACCAAGUAAAUGGGCAACAUGAGAUGGAGGAAGAGGAGGAACCUGUCAAACCACAGGAGCAGGAGGGGGAUGUUGAGGAUCUACCUGAGCUACCGUCUGGCUUGACAGGUAUAUAUGUCAUUUUAUUUUAUUUAACUUUUAAACCCUCAUUCAGACUGUUCACUUGUGAUUUGGAGCAUUUUCCAGCUGGUUUGUGGGAAAAAGUGGUGAAAUUGUGCUUUGCUGUUUAUAUUACAUGUGUACAUUUUUGAAACUUGCAAAUACUGAUUUUGCCAACUUUGUAAAGGUGACAAUAUUGUAGCGAUGUAGCAUGCAUAGUUUUAGACAUGAAUUCUGAUGCCUUAAAGUGUUGCCCUUUCAAUGUUUCCAUCAUGAAAUGGGUGUCAGUCAAGGCUGACAUGAAUUCUUGUGGUUGUCUUUGAGAUGAGGAGUCACCCCUGAUUCCCCUGAUAAAGCCUGCAAGUACAUGUUUUAUUG
Molecule: messenger RNA, 853 nt
Organism: Hippocampus comes (tiger tail seahorse)
Lineage: Eukaryota; Metazoa; Chordata; Actinopteri; Syngnathiformes; Syngnathidae
Product: ATP-dependent RNA helicase DDX18-like
Exons: 3
Coding region: 64-627 (187 amino acids)
Source: RefSeq, a predicted model, not a curated record